Linepithema humile (Argentine ant) is the source of this 2610-nucleotide messenger RNA. RefSeq names its product cardinal (gene cd). The record is from RefSeq and is a predicted model, not a curated record. Gene Ontology annotation, molecular function: peroxidase activity; heme binding. Lineage: Eukaryota; Metazoa; Arthropoda; Insecta; Hymenoptera; Formicidae. Gene Ontology annotation, biological process: response to oxidative stress.
CGUUAAUCGCGAUUUACAUUGUGUUUCGUCGUUCUAUUUUUGUGCGUUCAUACAAGCUGAGAGAAGAUCAAAUUACUAGGUGAGAACAAUUCUGUCGAAGCCGCGCCUGUCGAUUGCAAGAAGAAUUAAUUAUUUGCAUCGUCGUCUGCAUUUUCGCACGUCAAAAAUGCGUAACGUCACGGAAAGAACGCCUUUGAGGAGGAACAUGGAGUCGCCCGAUUACGUUGAGUUCGCCGGUUUAUUGCGAACUCGAAGAGUGCGAGUGCGACAGUUCCAGUGCUGUGUUUGCGGCAUUCUGAUAGUGGUCUUCACUAUGGCUCUGAUAAUAUCCAUCGGUUAUUCCAUAAAUCACACUAACUCCACCGAUCCCGCGAUCGAUAACACAUCUUCCGGAAACUUGAGCGGUAUUUUGCAAUUAGAAUUUGUACCAGAAUCUAUGUUGCACGCGUCCUUCAGCAGCACCGCUAGUGUUACGGCCGAACCCAACUCCGUCUUGAUAUCCGGUGAGAAUAUCGAGUCCUCGAUGAGGAAUCUCAGUCAACAGGAAUACACGCAAGGAUUACGAGCUGGCGAGCAGGCGAUAAAGGACCGUCUGUCCGCGGAUAUGCUCGCCGCGAAAUCACCGUUACCGUCUCCAUCCCCGGAAUCUAGACACCGCUACGCGGUGAGCACGCGUCCUAAAGUUAGCGCCCUUGCCUUGGCAGCUGUAGGCGAAAUCGCUGCAACGAGAAAGAUUGAAAAUAUGAGAUCCAGUCGCGACGAGCCAUCGGCAAUCGAUACCUAUUUCGACAGCGGCUGGGUACCGAGGAGCGUGUGCAAACGGUAUUUCGAUCGCACUUGCAAGAUCGGCAAAUACAGAACUAUAGAUGGGAGCUGCAAUCGACCGCGAGGUUGGGGCUCCAGCGUGACACCUUACAGAAGAGUCUUACCUGCUGAUUACGCCGACGGAAUCGAAUCGCCUCGCAAAGCACAGUCCGGAAGGGAACUGCCUUCCGCCAGGGAAGUCAGUCUGAUAGUGCACAAACCUUCAGCCAGCAGUAAUCCAUCCUUUACAGUAAUGCUGGCUGUAUUCGGCCAAUUCCUCGACCACGAUAUCACCGCUACUGCGCUCAGUCAGGGUGUUAAUGGAAGUUCCAUAGCGUGCUGCCCUCCAUCGAAGGAACAUCCCGAGUGCUUUCCCGUACGAGUGGGAAUCGGUGAUCCCGUGUACGAUCAGACUGGCAGAACCUGCAUGGACUUCGUCAGAUCGGCACCUGCUCCGCGAUGUAAACUCGGUCCCAGAGAGCAGCUCAAUCAAGUCAGCGCCUUCAUCGACGGCUCAGCUAUUUACGGUUGCGACAAUGAGACCGCCCGCGAUUUGCGCGAGUUCACCAGCGGUCAUCUAAGGAUGCAGCUCACCUCCGACAACAGGACUCUGUUACCACCGAGCACGAAUCUCAACGACGGUUGCAAUCGCGAAGCCGAGCAACGUCGCGGUCGCUAUUGCUUCGCCGCGGGCGACACCAGAGCGAACGAGAAUCUGCAUCUGACGACGAUGCAUCUUCUCUGGGCGCGGCAGCACAACAAGAUCGCGAGCGAAUUGGCCAAGAUCAAUCCUACUUGGCACGACGAAACGCUCUAUCAGGAAGCGCGACGCAUCGUCGGCGCCCAACUGCAGCACAUCACCUAUCGCGAGUUCCUGCCCAUCAUUCUGGGCGAAGAGAAAAUGAACGAGCACGACUUGAAACCUCUGAACUCGGGUCACAGGAAGCGGACGCAUAAUCCGGACGAUUCAGAGAACGAUCCGACAGUAGCCAAUAACUUCGCGGCCGCGGCCUUUCGUUUCGCUCACACUUUGCUACCGGGAUUGAUGAGAAUGACGGACGCCGAGAAGGGCACAUCGUCCUACAUGGAGCUGCACAGAAUGCUCUUCAAUCCAUACAGCCUCUACGCCGCGGAUGGCAUCAGGCGCUCAAUCAAUUCCGCCACGAGCAACGUCAUUCAGAAGUAUUCCACACACGUCUCUUCGCAGCUGACGAGUCAUCUUUUCGAAGACCCGAUGGGCAACUCUACGGUGCCCUGCGGCCUGGAUCUGGUAUCGUUGAACAUCCAACGAGGACGGGACCACGGAUUACCGGGAUACAUCGUGUGGCGAGAAUAUUGCGGACUGGGAAAGGCGGAGACGUUUAGUGAUCUUGAAGGAUACUUGGACAAUCAGGCUCUGGAACAGAUUUCAAUGCUGUAUGAAUCCGUCGACGAUGUAGAUCUGUAUACCGGCGCGUUAGCGGAAAUUCCGGAAUCGGACAGUUUGAUCGGACCGACGUUUACAUGCUUGAUCGUCGAGCAAUUCACGCGUUUGCAGAAGGGGGAUCGUUUCUGGUACGAGUUUGCCGAACAACCGUAUCCAUUUACAGAAGAUCAACUCGUGGAACUGCGCAAGACUUCGCUGGCAAAAUUAAUAUGCGAUUGUUCCGAUGGAAUUACGCGAGCUCAGAUGCAAGUUAUGCGCUCCGUUGGACCCGACAAUCCUAUAAUAUCCUGCGAGAACAUACCAACGCCUUCUCUUGCGCCGUGGAGAAGAAACUACACUUCCAAUUUAGAUUUGUCGUAAUAAUUUAAACUUCAUAAAUA